AUGGAGCUCAACGACGUGAUUGGUGGAAAUGUUGCGACUGAUGGCGACCACUUGGCUGGCGGGUGCGACGGCGACAUGGAUGGCGACCUUUUGGAGGGAGACGACGUUUUGGGUGCGUCGUGGGAUGCAUGCGACCACACCGGCAAUCUCGAGGCGAUUCUCAGAGGACGAAGUGAGACCCUUAUCGCUCAAUUCUAUCCUCUUCCAUCGUUUCACUUGCUCUUCUCGCGCCGCUCCAGAUCGUCGUACCAGACCGCGAGGCACGCCCAAUCCGGUUCUGCGACAGGUCAUCAUCACGUGCAAUCCUCCAUCGCGGGAAUUCUCUCCCACAUUCACGCUUCCGCGGCUUCCGCCGGUACGGCGGACGCGGGAAAGCUGCUCUGGGAAGGCCCCGCUGUAACAUUCGAAGACAAGCGUCGCCGCGGGGAAUUCGAGUAUGACGAGCGCCGAGGCGAAGGCGACGGCGAGAACGCGAAAUUCGCGAAACUUGCGACGGUUCCAGCUGCGGCUGUUGCGGAGGCGACGGAGGGAGGUAACACGGAGAGGGCUCGCGACACGGUUGAGAAGCUCAGCGUCUCGGGGUUUUCUGUCGGUGCUGACGCGAACUGUGCGAACGCGGGAGGGCUUUGCGAUUCAGUGCUUCGGUCGCCGUCGCCUCCGCGCGACAGCAUUCCGCAACGCCUGUCGCUCCUGCAGGCCACGCGGGAUGCUGUGACACGGGUGAAAGUGGAGAACCAGCACAUGAAGACGCAGCGAUUACAGCAGCAGCAGCAGCAGCAGCAGCAGCAGCAACAACAGCAAGAUCAAGAGCAACGGCAGCAAGAAGAUCAACAGGAACAGCACCAGCGUCAACAACAACAGCUACAGGAUGAGCAGCAACAACAGCAGGGUACGAGCCCUGCAUCGUCCUCCUGUACUCGCACCGCUCCCACGUCCUCCCUACCCGCUCUCGCCGCAUCGUCUACUGCCGCCGCUACAGCUACCUCUUCUGCCACCACCACCACAGCCACGCGUACCACCAAGAUAACAAUCAUUGCCACUCCUCCCGGCUCCACCCCCACCCCUCCGCGGACCAACCCCGCUCCUGCCCGCCACACCUCCACUCCUCCCAAUUCCUCUGGCACUCCCGUUCGAAGCAUUCGGCCGCCACCGUUCCGCCGAGUCCCCUCGUCACCCGCCUUCUCCCCCGCUGCUCCCGCCACUACCUCGUUCCCGUCGCCCUCCCAUCCCUGCGCCUUCCCACCCGCCCCUCCCACCCAUCGCACCAUCCCGUACCCCUCUCAACCGGGCCUCCCAUUUCCGCCUAGCCCCGCUCCUUUCUUCGCGUCCGCGUCCGCGCUCGCGCCAGCGCUCGCGCCUGCACCCGCGCCAUCCGCGCAGCGCGGGCUGCCGGCCUAUCCGCGGCUGCCCUUCUUCCCCAACUACCACCAGGCCUCUCCCGCAGCCGCGCUUCCCCUCCCCCCCAUGCCCGCGAGCUUCUUAGCUGGCACUGCUGCCGCCACGGCCUCUGCAAGCAGUGCUGCCGCUGCCGGCGCCACUGGUGCUGCUUUUAGCACUGCUGGCGAGGCAGCGGGUGCUGGUGCUGCUGGCGCAUCAGCCGCCGCUGCCGCUUUUGGAGAAGUGAAUGCUGCAACGAAGAUGUUGACUUCUGAGUCGUCUCAAAAGUCGAAUGCUGCAACGAAGGUGGUGUCAGCUGGUGCAGUGAGCGCAGCCACCAACGCUCGCACGAGCGCAGCCAUGGAGGCAUCUUCAGCGAUUGCUGCUCGUAUGGCUGCCGUAGGCCCAGUGCCUGUUCGCACUCUCAUGCCCUUCUCUGGAGGCGCCAUGAUGCCUGCACCCGCGUUCUUCCCAGGAAGCAGCAUGGUUCACCCGUUCCCUCCUGCAUUCUUCUACCAAUCCAGGCUUCACGCGGCGGCAUCAGCUGCUGCGCAUGCAUCAGCAGCAGCAGCAGCUACGACUGCAUCUGCUGCAUCUGCACCGACCUCUUGUACUCCUGCCUCUGCUCGUUCUCCCGCUUCUGCCGCUACUGCUGCAGCGGCGGCAUUUCCUCCCAUGAGAGGAGCGCAGGGAUCCGCAGGGGCAGUUGGAAGCACGAAAGGUGCCGUGCACGCCGGUGGGUGGAUGAGCAAGCAGAUGUGGGUGCGUCAGGCCCAGCAGGGGACUAGCUCGCAGCAGGAGCAGCAACUGCUGGGUCGACAGAUGUAUCUGUUUCACCGGCAGCAGCAGCUGAUGCGCAUGCAGCAACAGAGGCAGCAGCAGCAGCAGCAGCAGCAGCAGGAGGAUAAGCAGCGGGAGAAGCAGAACGAGGUGGUGGAAGCAGAGCGGCAGGAGAAACCGCAGCCAUUGAACCUGCACGGAACGAGCGAGGCGAAGCCACAACCUGUUGUACACGUGAAGGAAGAAGCAGGCCGGGAUGACACAACCCACAGCACUGCCGCGGUUGCUGAUACAGCUGAUACAACAGGUGAUGCGUCAGCACCAUCUGCAGCUGUUGCCACCACCUCACACGCAGCGUCAAAUCCGGCUGAACCUGCUCGUCCUGUCCAGGCCGAGGCCUCACUCCCUCCGUCCCCAGCAGCAGCACCUGCAGCAACGGACUCGAGUGGAAAGCAAAUGGAACGUGACUGUAAUGAGGGUAAGAGGGCCCGUGAGGCACAGCAGGAGGGGUUGGAGGCAGGUGGAACGGAUACAGUUGGACAGGGGCGAAGCAAACGACUCAAGGCUGCAGAGGAGACAGUGAGAUCCGAGUCUGAGGAGGGAGAAGCAAUGGCGGAGGAUGCAGCCAUGGUUGAGGCAGCAGUGAAGGUGGAGCAGGAUGGGUCUCAGGCGAAUAAUUCCUCGCUGCAACAUGCCGCUUCCUCCGUCGAUGGAGCAGCAAGAGUGUCAGCAAGAUCGUCAGCAGGAGGAGCAGGGCCAGCAGUUGAAGGAGCUGGUUCAAUGGAGUGCGGGGAUGCAGGCAUGGACGUCGAGUCGGCCACGUUGGGCCAGCUCUACUCUACCAUUGCUCAGGUGACUCUCACUCUCUCCUUUGGUGCCUGCACCUUUCUCUGCUUGCCUCUCUCCACUGCCAACACCACAUCCACAUCCACCAAUUCACCAAGCCACACUGCUCAAACAGGCCAGGAGGGUUUGAAUCCCACUCCCACUGAAAAUGCUGCCUCCCCCGUGUCCCCUGUCGCUGCCAGUGAGAAGCAACAGCAACAGCAGCAGGAGAAACAAGAUCCCAAACAGCAGCAAGUCGCUUCGCAAGCCCACUCCAACACCCAUGUUCCUGACUACAACGCUGUCGACCGUGUGAUUGCCAAGCUGCUCUUCAUGGCGCCACCCACCCCCACCUCAACCCACUCCUUCCCCGCAUCGUCCCCUUCCUCCUCGCACUCCACCCACCCAGCAGCCUCAGCCUCCCACGCUCCAUCCCACUCGCACGCAGCCUCAACUCUCCUCGUGCACUCCCACUCCGCCACCUCCCUCACUGCUUCCUUCUGCUCCUCCGCCAACCCCACCUCCAUCCCACAAUCCGCAUCCACGCCUCAUGCUCAUGCAACCAGCUCGUUGCACCCACCUCCCCUCGCUCCUCCUCCUCCGCCGCCUCCUGCUCUCCGUCACCCCCCACGCACCAGCCCCUCUCCGUCAUCGCGAGCAGCGUUCCCUGCGUUGCCUCCCUCCUUUCCGGUUGCGACACAUCCACCAUUCCACCAGUCCCCACACGGCCCCCAUCACCCCGCCAUGUUCCCUCUCACCGCCUGCUUCCUCCCCUGCUGCUCCGCUCCAGAUGCCUGCUCCUACCCUCAGCACCACAACCCCUCCCAUCCAUCCUCACUCCAUCCGUACUCCACACCUUUCCAACGUGCUCACCUUGCUGCAGUCACUUCUGGUGGGCCCGGAAAAUGGAUGACGUGGCAUGGCCAGAGCCAGCCAGCUGGGGAGAUGUGGAUCAUUCCAGCAUUCUCCUCUAAUCUCACCACCCUCAAUCGUUUCCCUGCGAUUCGAGCACCCGUCCUGUGCACCCCAUUCCUGCGCUUCCGUUACCUGCGGUGUGCCGCGCUGAGUUAUUUCGGGCCGCGGCUCCUCCCUACUGCUUCGCGAGGCGAGGACCCGCUGCUGGUUCUCACCAUGCGUACCAGGGUUAGCGGCGGCGCUGCUGGUAGUAUUAGGGUUUGCCAUUCGAACAAGUGUGCCGCUUGUGGUUUCCGUCCCAACGUCCGCCACCGCCGUGCCCGUGUCUUUCGCCGUCGUUAUCAGCAAGUGCGCUUUUAG
This is a messenger RNA of Closterium sp. Naga37s-1, 4257 nucleotides long. The record is from the annotation of a GenBank genome assembly. NCBI's taxonomy places the organism in Eukaryota, Viridiplantae, Streptophyta, Zygnematophyceae, Desmidiales, Closteriaceae.